UUAUGUGUUUUAUCUUGCGAUAAAACCAGUAGCACUUGAAGUAGGAACGCAGGCAAUAUAAAUCAUACCCAUAACAGAUUGAAUUAGAAAGAUUCUAUUGAGAUUUGAUCCAUCGGAGAAAAUGGGAACGAAAAACAUGAUGGAGUUUGGGGAAGAUGAAUUCCUGGCAUGCUGCGGUAGCACGAGAUUCGCCCAAGAAAUGGCGAAGGCCUCUCCUUUCUCUUCCCUUGAGGAAGCCAUUGUUGCCGCUCGAGAUAUCUGGUUCAACAUCGUCGACGUCAAUGGCUGGCUCCAAGCUUUCUCUGCUCAUCCUCAGAUCGGAAGUUCUCCUUCCUCUUCUUCUCACUCCACUUCUGCUCAGUGGAGUAAGGGAGAGCAAUCGACUGCUUUAGCAACUGCUACUAGCUCUAGCUUACAGGAGCUUGAUGAGUGGAAUGCUCGCUAUAAGGAGAAGUUUGGAUUCAUAUUUCUUAUAUGUGCAUCUGGGAGGAGCACUGACGAAAUACUUGCUGAAUUGAAGAAACGAUACCCGAAUAGGCCUAUAGUUGAAUUUGAGAUUGCAGCUGGGGAGCAGAUGAAGGUAACGGAGCUGCGUCUUGCAAAGCUCUUCUCGACUAAAACAAAUGAUUCUUCAACAGGCAAUCCGUAUCCUGAAGCUGUCUCAAAGAAAGCUGAAGAAGAUCGUAUGAGCAUUAUUGGAGGGCAUCUAACUGCUGCUUCAGAAUCUUCAAUUCGGAAAACAUACCAAAGUCCAACUCAAACCCGUCCACCCAUUACAACCCACGUAUUGGAUGUGUCACGAGGAUCUCCGGGUGUCGGAAUUGAGGUACAAUUAGAAGUUUGGAAGGGCCCUCAGCCUCGUCCCCUAUUUGGUGAUCCAGAUACUGGUGGUUGGAUCAUUCAGGGGUCUUCAGUUACAGAUAAUGACGGACGGAGUGGUCAGUUGAUGAGCAUAGUUGAUGCUGUGGAUCCAGGAAUAUACAGGAUAAGCUUCAACACAGGUAAAUACUGCCCCGGAGGGUUCUUCCCAUAUGUUUCUAUUGUGUUUGAAAUCAGGGAGUCACAGAAGUUGGAGCAUUUUCAUGUUCCGCUGCUGCUGUCGCCGUUCUCUUUCACCACGUAUCGUGGAAGUUAGAACCUUUUGUUGUUUCAGUCAACAAGUAAUUUAUCAGUUGUAAAGAUUCUCAAGUUCUUAAAAGUUUGUUAUUGUUCAGAGAACUUCUUUGUCAAUGUUUGACAAACCUAAAGAGGAAAAUAGUUCCUUUUGCAAUAAAUGUGAUUCUCUUGCUAUAUAUAUAUUUA
Molecule: messenger RNA, 1302 nt
Organism: Morus notabilis
Lineage: Eukaryota; Viridiplantae; Streptophyta; Magnoliopsida; Rosales; Moraceae
Product: uric acid degradation bifunctional protein TTL
Exons: 5
Coding region: 122-1135 (337 amino acids)
Biological process (GO): purine nucleobase metabolic process
Molecular function (GO): carboxy-lyase activity; hydroxyisourate hydrolase activity
Source: RefSeq, a predicted model, not a curated record